Messenger RNA from Aspergillus fijiensis CBS 313.89, 1084 nucleotides. RefSeq names its product cytochrome P450. The record is from RefSeq and is a predicted model, not a curated record. Lineage: Eukaryota; Fungi; Ascomycota; Eurotiomycetes; Eurotiales; Aspergillaceae. Bases 29 to 1084 code for a protein of 351 amino acids. Gene Ontology annotation, molecular function: heme binding; iron ion binding; oxidoreductase activity, acting on paired donors, with incorporation or reduction of molecular oxygen. The transcript has 5 exons.
CAAACUCCCUGACAUUGCUCAUCCCAAGAUGUGGACCCUUACUCUCACCACCGUGUUCUUGUUCCUUGUAACAAAAUAUCUUUACCGUCUGUAUUUCCAUCCCCUAAGGUCGGUCCCUGGACCAAAGUUGGCCGCCAUGACACAUCUCCAUGAGUUCUACUACGACGUUGUCCGAGGCGGCAUGUUCAUCUGGGAAGUCAAGAGAAUGCACGAGAAAUAUGGACCUAUCGUGCGGAUCAACCCACGAGAAGUCCACAUCGUCGAUUUUGCCUUCUAUGACGAGAUCUAUGCGGGGGCAGGCAGGCGACGAGACAAGGACCCGCAGAUGGUGGCAUUCCUCGCCUCGCCCCAUGCCGCGCUGGCGACGGUCGACCACGACCUCCACCGGUCUCGCCGCAAUCAGCUCAACCCAUUCUUCUCCAAGAAAAGUGUCGGCGCCUUGAUGCCUGUCAUCUACGAAAAGGUCGAUCUUCUCUGUGAGCAUCGCACCAUGGCCGCCAAAGAGAUGACAGUGAUCAACCUGAGCGACGCAUUUGUGGCGCUCACAGGCGAUAUCAUCACGCACUACCUGUACGGCCAGGACACCGGCUGUCUGGCGUCCAAGCAUUUCGCGAACAACGGCAUCUGGGCGGCCGUGGUUUAUGAAUCGCUUCGACUAGGUGCGGUUGCAAUGCGUCCCUCGCGAGUGGCCCCACACGAGACCUUGCAUUACAACGGCUAUGCGAUACCUCCCGGUACCCCGAUGAGCACGAGCAGCUACUUCCUGCACCGAAAUCCUGAAAUCUUUCCAAAUCCCGAAUCUUUCGAUCCAGAACGGUGGAUCACUGCGAGUGAGAGGGGUGCGAAUCUCUCAAAGUAUCUGGUACCUUUCACAAGAGGCACGAGAGCCUGUAUUGGGAUCAAUCUAUCCUAUGCGGAGAUCUACACAACGCUAGCCACAAUCGUGUGUCGCUUUGAUCUGGAGCUCUGCGACACGGCUCCCGAGAGGAUGGCAUUUACUCGCGAGAUGAUUGUGCAGAGGCCGGAGGAGGGGGUGUGGACUCUCAAAGCGAGAGUUGUGGGUGCUAGAGAAGACAGGUCAUGA